Messenger RNA from Saccostrea echinata, 1842 nucleotides. Its product is annotated as NMDA receptor synaptonuclear signaling and neuronal migration factor-like. Gene Ontology annotation, biological process: regulation of neuron migration; regulation of neuronal synaptic plasticity. The transcript is spliced from 10 exons. Gene Ontology annotation, cellular component: nucleus; cytoplasm. The record is from RefSeq and is a predicted model, not a curated record. NCBI's taxonomy places the organism in Eukaryota, Metazoa, Mollusca, Bivalvia, Ostreida, Ostreidae. The coding region runs from base 25 to 1413 and encodes 462 amino acids.
UUGAUGAAACUUGUUUGAAACAAUAUGCAGACUUAUGGUAAAUAUGACCAUUUUAAACGAACGAAUUUGUUUAACCAAAACCGAAAGGUGGCAAAGGUUAAAGUUGUGGAAAUGUUCAAUGCCCCGAAACAGUUCAUAGUGGCCAAUGAAACUUAUAACGAGGAAAAUUGGCCAGAAGAUUGUAGUUACUAUGACGACGACAUCCAGAUUAAUAACCAAUCAGGGAUCGAAAAACUCAAAUUCCAGAGGGAGGGCACCAUGGACACAGGAACGGAGGACUUUGAUCUAGACUUUAUGAUGCCGUCCAGAGUUCGUGAAAUUCUGAGUUCAGAGGGACUUGCAAAGGACGUUAUUGACAAGUCGGUAAAACAUUUAGAGAAGAAACAUAGGAGAGCUCUUCAUUUAACGAUUCUACAAGAAAAAUCUCAAAGAACAAGCACAGAACCCAAGAACCAAAAAUCCAAAAAGAGCUUCCUGCCGCGUUUGGUUCUCGGCGAUACCGAGGCGACCAGUGAACAUUCGACAGAGUGUGAAUGCUGCCACGACGUCACGGUCAGAAGAGAGAAACGUCAUCAGCGACCUAAGCCCUGGACGGAGGCACCACCUGUCAAUGAAAUGAUUACGGAACCUAUCGUAGAACCUCCAGUGGAACCAGACUUAGAGGAACCGUUCCAGUUUUGUCUUACAGAAGUAGAAAAAGUAAAAUGGCUCUCCGAACAGCAGUUUGAGAAAGCUUUGGUGGGCAGCAAUUUCGAACCACCCCGAUUAGUGCUCAUCUCCUCCAAAAUUCCGAAACAUCAUGUGAUACCAAAAAUGUUAUUGACUCAAAAUGUUGUACAUAUUGUUUAUGAUUUCGAAGUGGCAUCUUUCAAUGAAAUAUUAGAAAUGAUAUCAAGUAAACUUGAAAGCAUCAAAUCUGGAUGUAAAGCGAAGUCUAUACUCCUGUUAUGUCAGGGUGGUCCAGGUUAUUUGUACAUCCUCAGGAAAUUUGCCGUCACACCUCAGAAACUAAAGAAGGAGUCUUACAAAUGUGUUAGAGAGUUUUGGAGAACAUUAAGCAGUUAUGUUAGUAAAAUUGAGCAGACAGAGUCGGCCAUUCAUAUUUCUGGAUGUUCCCUUGAGGAGAGUUUUCAAGGCAGAGAGGUUGUGCGAUUUAUUCAACGAAUUGUCCAAUCUAACAUGGUCAGAAUUUCGGCAAAUGACGAUCAAUCCGACAAGGGUCAGAAGAUGAUAUCCCUGUACUUCAACUUAAGGCUAUUUAACUACUGGAAAGCUCAUCUGGAUGACAGUGAUAGUGAAGUUGACCUUGACAAGGCAGAAAAAGAAGACCAGUUAAAGGCUUCAUCAGAGGGAGAACCAGAUAAUGAUGUCAGGUCGUGGUCUUCUUUGGCAAAACAGUUUGACUGUGACUAACUUUUGUGUUCAUACUUUGAUUUUUUCAAAACUUCAGAGUGGAUAGUUACAUAUAUAUUCCUGAUUUGGAAGCAGACCAGAGCAGGAACUAGUGUACAUUGUACAUCUUGGUCAUUGAUGCUCACCACGACGGAGAUAUUAGCCUAUGAAUUCCAAAAAUUAACAAACAUUGCUUAUAGCUUAUCAACUAAUGCCGAGUCAUAAAAGCUUGAGUUGGAACAAAUUAUUAGUGGAUCUCAGACUCUGUAGAUCCAGGAAACCAAUUAACUUCAACUCAUUGCUAUGCAAUGUAGAUAUUAGUACGGUAUUAAACUAUUACUUUGUUAAUUAUUUGAAAGUAAUAUAUGUUCUUCAUUGAAACAAGUAUGUGUUUGUUCACUAGUAUUUAUUAAUUCAAUUGUAUAUAUAUCAUUAAAUGAAGGUAAAAUC